GAAUAUACGAGCGGUUGACUCCACAUAAAGCGAAUUGAGGUGGUUUAUGAAAGGAAAUAUUUCGUUCCCUAACUAUGGCGAGACAGUUCCUGUUCCCGUUGGUCGUUUUGCUGGUCAUUGCACCAGGCAUCACUGCGUCAAUCUCCCAAAUAGCAAGGAAAAACAUGGUGGAAGCGACCAGGAGACGCCUGGGAGAGCUACGGGACACCUUCCAAGAGGAGAGCAAAGUGGAGUCGGAUGGCGAGAACCCUAUCAUUGAAGGUGUCCGUAUUAUAAAAGAACUAGAGAACCACGAGGAAGGGAUAGCGGAGAAUGUCCAGGGUAUAACACAAAUGAUCGCCAGUUUACUUGUUCCGGUAGAGAAGAGACAGAACUUUUUAAAGAGAGUCAUGGAACGCAGGGACCAACUACUGGCCGAACAUGAGAGCGAGGCUACUUUUGGUGUUGGCUUGCCCAUCUUGAGACGGAUGCAGGAAACUGACCCUGGACAACAGGAUGAGGCCGAGCUCCCAGAUCUUCAGGCCAUCUUUCGUGACCCAAGCAUAAUUGGACGACUUGAAAAAUUGGAAGUUGGGAUGAUGAUGAUCCGGGCAUUUUCGCAGGCGUUAGCGGAACAACUGCAGCAGUUGAGUCAAGCCCUCGUGGAAAUGGACGAAGAGACCGACAAUGGCGAGGACGUAAACGAAGAUGAUGAUUUCAAUGGUGCGGACGAUGACGUCACCGGAAAUGUGGGCCCACCUGAACAGGGCGACAAUCAGAGCGAAUCUGAGGACCAAGAAGGUACAGCGGCUGGUGAUGCGGCAGGGGGCAUUCCAAAUGAAGCCGCCGGAAAUGAGGGCCCACCAGAACAGAGCGAUAACCAGGGUGAAUCUGACGUUCAAGGUGGUAAUGGGGCUUUUGAUGCGGCAGGGGGCACCCCAAAUGGAGGCGACGUCGCAGGAGAAACACAGGACGGGAACCAGGAAAAUGGGACCGGGUCUGAGGGCGAGAAUGCCGCGGGGUCUGAUGUCGAGGAUGAGGAGGAGGAAGAGGAGGAAGAGGAGGAGAGAAGGGUACUUACGAGUUUGCUGAAGGUUCUUACCAAGAAAGCACUUAUGAGAGAUGGCUAAAAAGAAUCCGGCUGAAGAUAGAACAGACUUAGUGUUAUUUUUUUUUUCUAAAUAGUUUACAUUUGAUUAAUUAGAAUUUUAAUAUUAUUAAACGGUAAUACUCUUUACGAAUUUUAUAAAAAUAUUUUAUUAUUUCUCUAAUUAAAAUACAUAAAGUAA
Messenger RNA from Mya arenaria, 1268 nucleotides. RefSeq names its product sodium/potassium/calcium exchanger 1-like. NCBI's taxonomy places the organism in Eukaryota, Metazoa, Mollusca, Bivalvia, Myida, Myidae. The transcript has 7 exons. The coding region runs from base 75 to 1109 and encodes 344 amino acids. The record is from RefSeq and is a predicted model, not a curated record.